CGUUGGGGAGGAGUCGGAAAGGGGUGAGUCGUUGCCGCGGGGCCAGUGGUUCCCUUUGCCCUUCCAGCACCGUCCCCCAUCCCUCUGCGUUUCGCCUCCUCCCGCCGGGAGCCAUGGCCUCGGGACCCCGGAGGCGGGGUCGGGGCGCGGGGGUCCAGGCGGGUCCCCCUCUUGCCCCCUGCACCCCAUCUUCCUCCUCCCCCUCCGGGGUGACCCUGUACCUGGUGGAGCGGCGCAUGGGCCGGAGCCGCCGGGCCUUCCUCACCGGGCUGGCCCGGGCCAAGGGUUUCCGGGUGGAGGAAGUCUACAGCCCGGCGGUGACCCACGUGGUGCUGGAGCGCAACUCCGCUGCGGAGGCAGCCAGCUGGGCCGAGCGCGUGGUGGGGGGCGCGGGGGCCCCGCUCCUGCUGGACAUCAGCUGGUUCACCGACUGCAUGGCGGCCGGGCGGCCCGUCCCCGUGGAAGGACGACACCGGCUGGGGGUGCCACCGCCCAGGGCGCAGAUCGGCCCAGACCCCAUGCCAGCCUACGCCUGCCAGCGCCGCACACCCCUCACCCACCACAACCCACGUCUCACGGAGGCUCUGGAGACGCUCGCCGAGGCCGCGGCCUUCGAGGGCAGCGAGGGUCGCGGCCUCGCCUUCCGCCGGGCGGCGUCCGUGCUCAAGGCCCUGUCGGGUCCCCUGACCCACCCGAGCCAGCUGGAGGGGCUGCCCUACUGCGGAGCCCAUUCCUGCAGAGUCAUCCAGGAGGUGCUGGAGGACGGAGCGAGCCAGGAGGUGGAAGGAGUGCGGCGGUCCGAGAGGUUCCAGGCCAUGAAGCUUUUCACCCAGAUCUUCGGUGUUGGGGUGAAGACUGCUGACGGGUGGUACCGCGAGGGGCUGCGGACCCUGGGGGAUCUCCGGGAGCGGGGCAAGAGACUGACCCGGAGUCAGGAAGCAGGACUCCAGCAUUACGAGGACCUCAAUACCCCGGUUGAGCUGAGUGACGUGGAAGCCGUGCGCCGCGUGGUGGAGGAGGCCGUGCGGCAGGUGCUCCCUGGAGCCGAGAUCAUCUUGACUGGGGGCUUCCGGAGGGGGAAGCAGCACGGCCACGACAUCGACUUCCUGAUCACACACCCUGAAGAGGGCCGGGAGGCGGGGGUACUGCCCGACGUGAUGAGCCGCUUGGAGAGUCAGGGCCUGGUCUUGUACCAGCACUCACAGGAGAACCAUUACCGCACCCCCAAGGCCAUGGCCCGGCUGACCAGCCCGACCAACACCAUGGAUGCCUUCGAGCGAUGCUUCUCCAUCCUCCGGAUCUCCCGGCCGCCCCCGGGGGCCGCAAGCCGUGGACACCCCCGGGACUGGAAGGCCGUGAGGGUGGACCUCGUGGUCACCCCCGCCAGCCAGUUCCCCUUCGCCCUGCUUGGCUGGACCGGCUCCCAGCACUUUGAGCGAGAGCUGCGCAGAUUUAGCCGUCAGGAGCGGAAACUCACCUUGAAUAGCCACGGCCUGUAUGACCCGGAAAAGAAGACAUUCUUGCCCGCGGCUUCAGAGGAAGAGAUCUUCCGACACCUGGGGCUCGAGUUCAUCCCACCAGGAGAGAGAAAUGCCUGACAGUCCAGCCAGGGGCUACAGGGGGAACACUCAGGUGGGGACAGGGUGGGACGCAGUCUGACGUGGGCCCUCUCCUCCUCUCCAGCAGGGAUUGUUUUGGGCCCCUGCUGGGAUCCUGGCCGACCCAGCACUGCCGGUCCACUCCUAGGUCACCUGCCUGUUCUCCGCUCCCCGGACCUGGUGACUUGGUAGGCAUGGGGCCUGGGACAGCGGCCAGCCUGGGUUGCAGGGCCCAACCCCCCUCACCCUGCCUUCCUGGCACACGCAUCCCCCAGGAGCAGAGACUUACAAUGUGCUUCCCCAAUCCAUGACUGCCGGGGGCCCUCACGCUGGGGUCCUCAGAGGUUAGCCCCACCCUGGCCCAACUGCACUGACGCUUUGGUUCGUCUGGGACUGAUGCCCACCAAGCUAUGGUGAAGGAGAAUAAAGAGUGGUCUAUUUUCAGAGG
Ornithorhynchus anatinus (platypus) is the source of this 2046-nucleotide messenger RNA. RefSeq names its product DNA polymerase mu (gene POLM). Gene Ontology annotation, molecular function: DNA binding; DNA-directed DNA polymerase activity. Bases 114 to 1598 code for a protein of 494 amino acids. Gene Ontology annotation, biological process: double-strand break repair via nonhomologous end joining. Lineage: Eukaryota; Metazoa; Chordata; Mammalia; Monotremata; Ornithorhynchidae. The record is from RefSeq and is a predicted model, not a curated record. The transcript is spliced from 11 exons. Gene Ontology annotation, cellular component: nucleus.